AUAAAUGUGAGACUGGCACAGAGACCAGCACAUCAAGACUGGUACGGAGACCAGCACAUCAAGAGUCAAGUACAGCUCCAGUCCAGAACCGAAGAACAGACUUCAUUGAGCGGGGAAAAACUUCAUGUGGGACAUCACAGGACACAAAACCAUGAUCAAGACCUUCAUACUUCUGAUUCUGUUAGCCGGAAGCAGCGGUCUGCCUUCAAAGAGACACUUUGACCACGGCGCGGAACAUUCCGGAAGAACCGCGAAGGAACACGAAGGAAGCGAAAGUCUGGUUCAACGUCUGAGGGAUUAUUUACAUUCUUACCUUCACACUUACUACAGCCAUCACCAUGGAGACCAUGGUUACUAUGGCGAUGGAAGCCAUGACGACGACAAAGUGGUUGGACAAGAUACACCAGUAAAUGAUGACGAUGCUUCUGGUGAUAUCACCGAUGGACAAGAUACACCAGUAAAUGAUGACGAUGCUUCUGGUGAUAUCACUGAUGGACAAGAUACACCAGUAAAUGAUGAUGAUGCUUCUGGCGAUAUCACCAAUGGACAAGAUACACCAGUAAAUGAUGAUGAUACUUCUGGUGGUAUCACCGAUGAACCAGAUACAACAGAUAAUGAUAUAGUUGUAUCUGUUUCUGACGAUAUCUCCGAUGGACAAGAUACACCAGUAAAUGAUGGUGAUGCUUCAGGCGAUAUCACUGACGGGCAAGAUACAUCAGUUAAUGAUGACGAUGCUUCUGGUGAUAUCACCAAUGGACAAGAUACACCAGUAAAUGAUGAUGAUACUUCUGGUGGUAUCACCGAUGAACAAGAUACAACAGAUAAUGAUAUAUUUUUACCUGUUUCUGCUGAUAUCUACGAUGGACAAGAUACACCAGUAAAUGAUGAUGAUGCUUCAGGCGAUAUCACUGACGGGCAAGAUACACCAGUAAAUGAUGAUGAUGCUUCUGGUGAUAUCACUGAUGGACAAGAUACACCAGUAAAUGAUGAUGAUACUUCUGGUGGUAUCACCGAUGAACCAGAUACAACAGAUAAUGAUAUAUUUUUACCUGUUUCUGCUGAUAUCUACGAUGGACAAGAUACACCAGUAAAUGAUGAUGAUGCUUCAGGCGAUAUCACUGACGGGCAAGAUACACCAGUAAAUGAUGAUGAUGCUUCUGGUGAUAUCACUGAUGGACAAGAUACACCAGUAAAUGAUGAUGAUACUUCUGGUGGUAUCACCGAUGAACCAGAUACAACAGAUAAUGAUAUAGUUGUACCUGUUUCUGCUGAUAUCUACGAUGGACAAGAUACACCAGUAAAUGAUGAUGAUGCUUCAGGCGAUAUCACUGACGGGCAAGAUACACCAGUAAAUGAUGAUGAUGCUUCUGGUGAUAUCACUGAUGGACAAGAUACACCAGUAAAUGAUGAUGAUGCUUCUGGCGAUAUCACCGAUGGACAAGAUACACCAGUAAAUGAUGAUGAUACUUCUGGUGGUAUCACCGAUGAACCAGAUACAACAGAUAAUGAUAUAUUUGUACCUGUUUCUGCUGAUAUCUACGAUGGACAAGAUACACCAGUAAAUGAUGAUGAUGCUUCAGGCGAUAUCACUGACGGGCAAGAUACACCAGUAAAUGAUGAUGAUGCUUCUGGUGAUAUCACUGAUGGACAAGAUACACCAGUAAAUGAUGAUGAUACUUCUGGUGGUAUCACCGAUGAACCAGAUACAACAGAUAAUGAUAUAGUUGUAUCUGUUUCUGACGAUAUCUCCGAUGGACAAGAUACACCAGUAAAUGAUGGUGAUGCUUCAGGCGAUAUCACUGACGGGCAAGAUACAUCAGUUAAUGAUGACGAUGCUUCUGGUGAUAUCACCAAUGGACAAGAUACACCAGUAAAUGAUGAUGAUACUUCUGGUGGUAUCACCGAUGAACCAGAUACAACAGAUAAUGAUAUAUUUUUACCUGUUUCUGCUGAUAUCUACGAUGGACAAGAUACACCAGUAAAUGAUGAUGAUGCUUCAGGCGAUAUCACUGACGGGCAAGAUACACCAGUAAAUGAUGAUGAUGCUUCUGGUGAUAUCACUGAUGGACAAGAUACACCAGUAAAUGAUGAUGAUGCUUCUGGCGAUAUCACCGAUGGACAAGAUACACCAGUAAAUGAUGAUGAUACUUCUGGUGGUAUCACCGAUGAACCAGAUACAACAGAUAAUGAUAUAGUUGUAUCUGUUUCUGACGAUAUCUCCGAUGGACAAGAUACACCAGUAAAUGAUGGUGAUGCUUCAGGCGAUAUCACUGACGGGCAAGAUACACCAGUAAAUGAUGAUGAUGCUUCUGGUGAUAUCACUGAUGGACAAGAUACACCAGUAAAUGAUGAUGAUGCUUCUGGCGAUAUCACCGAUGGACAAGAUACACCAGUAAAUGAUGAUGAUACUUCUGGUGGUAUCACCGAUGAACCAGAUACAACAGAUAAUGAUAUAGUUGUAUCUGUUUCUGACGAUAUCUCCGAUGGACAAGAUACACCAGUAAAUGAUGGUGAUGCUUCAGGCGAUAUCACUGACGGGCAAGAUACAUCAGUUAAUGAUGACGAUGCUUCUGGUGAUAUCACCAAUGGACAAGAUACACCAGUAAAUGAUGAUGAUACUUCUGGUGGUAUCACCGAUGAACCAGAUACAACAGAUAAUGAUAUAUUUUUACCUGUUUCUGCUGAUAUCUACGAUGGACAAGAUACACCAGUAAAUGAUGAUGAUGCUUCAGGCGAUAUCACUGACGGGCAAGAUACACCAGUAAAUGAUGAUGAUGCUUCUGGUGAUAUCACUGAUGGACAAGAUACACCAGUAAAUGAUGAUGAUACUUCUGGUAGUAUCACCAAUGAACCAGAUACAACAGAUAAUGAUAUAUUUUUACCUGUUUCUGCUGAUAUCUACGAUGGACAAGAUACACCAGUAAAUGAUGAUGAUGCUUCAGGCGAUAUCACUGACGGGCAAGAUACAUCAGUUAAUGAUGACGAUGCUUCUGGUGAUAUCACAAAUGGACAAGAUACACCAGUAAAUGAUGAUGAUACUUCUGGUGGUAUCACCGAUGAACAAGAUACAACAGAUAAUGAUAUAUUUGUAUCUGUUUCUGACGAUAUCACCGAUGGACAAGAUACACCAGUUAAUGAUGAUGAUGCUUCUGGUGAUAUCACCGAUGAACAAGAUACACCAGUUAACGAUGAUGAUGUUUCUGACGAUAUCACCGAUGAACAAGAUACAUCAGUUAAUGAUGAUGAUGCUUCUGGCGAUAUCACCGAUGGACAAGAUACACCAGUUAAUGAUGAUGAUGCUUCUGGUGAUAUCACCGAUGAACAAGAUACACCAGUUAACGAUGAUGAUGUUUCUGACGAUAUUACCGAUGAACAAGAUACAUCAGUUAAUGAUGAUGAUGUUUCUGACGAUAUCACCGAUGAACAAAAUACAUCAGUUAAUGAUGACGAUGCUUCUGACGAUAUCACCGAUGGACAAGAUACAUCAGUUAAUGAUGACGAUGCUUCUGACGAUACCACAGAUGAACAAGAUACAUCAGUUAAUGAUGAUGAUGUUUCUGACGAUAUCACCGAUGGACAAGAUACAUCAGUUAAUGAUGAUGAUGCUUCUGGCGAUACCACCGAUGAACAAGAUACACCAGUAAAUGAUGAUGAUGCUUCUGGUGAUAUCACCAAUGAACAAGAUACACCAGUUAAUGAUGACGAUGCUUCUGACGAUACCACAGAUGAACAAGAUACAUCAGUUAAUGAUGACGAUGCUUCUGGUGAUACCACCGAUGAACAAAAUACAUCAGUUAAUGAUGACGAUGCUUCUGACGAUACCACAGAUGAACAAGAUACACCAGUUAAUGAUGAUGAUGUUUCUGACGAUAUCACCGAUGGACAAGAUACAUCAGUUAAUGAUGACGAUGCUUCUGGUGAUACCACCGAUGAACAAGAUACACCAGUUAACGAUGAGGAUGCUUCUGGUGAUACCACCGAUGGACAAGAUACACCAGUUAACGAUGAUGAUGUUUCUGACGAUAUCACCGAUGAACAAGAUACACCAGUUAAUGAUGAUGAUGUUUCUGACGAUAUCACCGAUGGACAAGAUACAUCAGUUAAUGAUGACGAUGCUUCUGGUGAUACCACCGAUGAACAAGAUACACCAGUUAACGAUAACGAUGCUUCUGACGAUAUCACCGAUGAACAAGAUACACCAGUUAAUGAUGAUGAUGUUUCUGACGAUAUCACCGAUGGACAAGAUACAUCAGUUAAUGAUGAUGAUGCUUCUGGCGAUACCACCGAUGAACAAGAUACACCAGUUAAUGAUGAUGAUGUUUCUGACGAUAUCACCGAUGGACAAGAUACACCAGUUAAUGAUGAUGAUGUUUCUGACGAUAUCACCGAUGGACAAGAUACAUCAGUUAAUGAUGACGAUGCUUCUGGCGAUACCACCGAUGGACAAGAUACACCAGUUAAUGAUGAGGAUGUUUCUGACGAUACCACAGAUGGACAAGAUACACCAGUUAAUGAUGAGGAUGUUUCUGACGAUACCACAGAUGAACAAGAUACAUCAGUUAAUGAUGACGAUGCUUCUGGUGAUACCACCGAUGAACAAAAUACAUCAGUUAAUGAUGACGAUGCUUCUGACGAUAUCACCGAUGGACAAGAUACAUCAGUUAAUGAUGACGAUGCUUCUGACGAUACCACAGAUGAACAAGAUACACCAGUUAAUGAUGAUGAUGUUUCUGACGAUAUCACCGAUGGACAAGAUACAUCAGUUAAUGAUGACGAUGCUUCUGGUGAUACCACCGAUGAACAAGAUACACCAGUAAAUGAUGAUGAUGCUUCUGGUGAUAUCACCAAUGAACAAGAUACACCAGUUAAUGAUGACGAUGCUUCUGACGAUACCACAGAUGAACAAGAUACAUCAGUUAAUGAUGAUGAUGCUUCUGGCGAUACCACCGAUGAACAAGAUACACCAGUAAAUGAUGAUGAUGCUUCUGGUGAUAUCACCAAUGAACAAGAUACACCAGUUAAUGAUGACGAUGCUUCUGACGAUACCACAGAUGAACAAGAUACACCAGUUAAUGAUGAUGAUGUUUCUGACGAUAUCACCGAUGGACAAGAUACAUCAGUUAAUGAUGACGAUGCUUCUGGUGAUACCACCGAUGAACAAGAUACACCAGUUAACGAUGAGGAUGCUUCUGGUGAUACCACCGAUGGACAAGAUACACCAGUUAACGAUGAUGAUGUUUCUGACGAUAUCACCGAUGAACAAGAUACACCAGUUAAUGAUGAUGAUGUUUCUGACGAUAUCACCGAUGAACAAGAUACAUCAGUUAAUGACGACGAUGCUUCUGGUGAUACCACCGAUGAACAAGAUACACCAGUUAACGAUAACGAUGCUUCUGACGAUAUCACCGAUGAACAAGAUACACCAGUUAAUGAUGAUGAUGUUUCUGACGAUAUCACCGAUGGACAAGAUACAUCAGUUAAUGAUGAUGAUGCUUCUGGCGAUACCACCGAUGAACAAGAUACACCAGUUAAUGAUGAUGAUGUUUCUGACGAUAUCACCGAUGGACAAGAUACACCAGUUAAUGAUGAUGAUGUUUCUGACGAUAUCACCGAUGGACAAGAUACAUCAGUUAAUGAUGACGAUGCUUCUGGCGAUACCACCGAUGGACAAGAUACACCAGUUAAUGAUGACGAUGCUUCUGACGAUACCACAGAUGAACAAGAUACACCAGUUAAUGAUGACGAUGCUUCUGGUGAUAUCACCGAUGGACAAGAUACACCAGUUAAUGAUGACGAUGCUUCUGACGAUAUCACCGAUGAACAAGAUACAUCAGUUAAUGAUGACGAUGCUUCUGGUGAUAUCACCGAUGGACAAGAUACACCAGUUAAUGAUGACGAUGUUUCUGACGAUAUCCCAGAUGAACAAGAUACACCAGUUAAUGAUGAUGAUGCUUCUGGCGAUACCACCGAUGGACAAGAUACACCAGUUAAUGAUGAUGAUGUUACUGACGAUAUCACCGAUGGACAAGAUACACCAGUUAAUGAUGAGGAUGCUUCUGGUGAUAUCACCGAUGGACAAGAUACAUCAGUUAACGAUGAGGAUGUUUCUGACGAUAUCACCGAUGGACAAGAUACAUCAGUUAAUGAUGACGAUGCUUCUGGUGAUACCACAGAUGAACAAGAUACACCAGUUAACGAUGAGGAUGCUUCUGACGAUAUCACCGAUGAACAAGAUACAUCAGUGAAUGAUGAUGAUGCUUCUGGCGAUACCACCGAUGAACAAGAUACACCAGUUAAUGAUGACGAUGCUUCUGACGAUACCACAGAUGAACAAGAUACACCAGUUAAUGAUGAUGAUGUUUCUGACGAUAUCACCGAUGGACUAGAUACAUCAGUUAAUGAUGACGAUGCUUCUGGUGAUACCACCGAUGGACAAGAUACACCAGUUAAUGAUGAUGAUGCUUCUGACGAUACCACAGAUGAACAAGAUACAUCAGUUAAUGAUGAUGAUGCUUCUGGCGAUACCACCGAUGGACAAGAUACACCAGUUAAUGAUGAGGAUGUUUCUGACGAUAUCACCGAUGAACAAGAUACAUCAGUUAAUGAUGAUGAUGUUUCUGACGAUACCACCGAUGGACAAGAUACAUCAGUUAAUGAUGAUGAUGUUUCUGACGAUAUCACCGAUGGACAAGAUACAUCAGUUAAUGAUGAGGAUGCUUCUGGUGAUACCACCGAUGAACAAGAUACACCAGUUAAUGAUGACGAUGCUUCCGACGAUACCACAGAUGAACAAGAUACAUCAGUUAAUGAUGAUGAGGCUUCUGGCGAUACCACCGAUGGACAAGAUACAUCAGUUAAUGAUGAUGAUGCUUCUGGCGAUACCACCGAUGGACAAGAUACACCAGUUAAUGAUGAUGAUGUUUCUGACGAUAUCACCGAUGGACAAGAUACAUCAGUUAAUGAUGAUGAUGCUUCUGGCGAUACCACCGAUGAACAAGAUACACCAGUUAAUGAUGACGAUGCUUCUGACGAUACCACCGAUGAACAAGAUACACCAGUUAAUGAUGACGAUGCUUCUGACGAUAUCACCGAUGGACAAGAUACAUCAGUUAAUGAUGAUGAUGCUUCUGGCGAUACCACAGAUGAACAAGAUACACCAGUUAAUGAUGAUGAUGUUUCUGACGAUAUCACCGAUGAACAAGAUACACCAGUUAAUGAUGACGAUGCUUCUGACGAUACCACAGAUGAACAAGAUACACCAGUUAAUGAUGAUGAUGUUUCUGACGAUAUCACCGAUGGACAAGAUACACCAGUUAAUGAUGAUGAUGUUUCUGACGAUAUCACCGAUGGACAAGAUACAUCAGUUAAUGAUGAUGAUGCUUCUGACGAUAUCACUGAUGGACAAGAUACAUCAGUUAAUGACGACGAUGCUUCUGGCGAUACCACAGAUGAACAAGAUACACCAGUUAAUGAUGAUGAUGUUUCUGACGAUAUCACCGAUGAACAAGAUACAUCAGUUAAUGAUGAUGAUGCUUCUGGCGAUACCACCGAUGAACAAGAUACAUCAGUUAAUGAUGAUGAUGUUUCUGACGAUAUCACCGAUGGACAAGAUACACCAGUUAAUGAUGACGAUGCUUCUGGUGAUACCACCGAUGAACAAGAUACACCAGUUAAUGAUGACGAUGCUUCUGACGAUAUCACUGAUGGACAAGAUACAUCAGUUAAUGAUGAUGAUGCUUCUGGCGAUACCACAGAUGAACAAGAUACACCAGUUAAUGAUGAUGAUGUUUCUGACGAUAUCACCGAUGAACAAGAUACAUCAGUUAAUGAUGAUGAUGCUUCUGGCGAUACCACCGAUGAACAAGAUACAUCAGUUAAUGAUGAUGAUGUUUCUGACGAUAUCACCGAUGGACAAGAUACACCAGUUAAUGAUGACGAUGCUUCUGGUGAUACCACCGAUGAACAAGAUACACCAGUUAAUGAUGACGAUGCUUCUGACGAUAUCACUGAUGGACAAGAUACAUCAGUUAAUGACGACGAUGCUUCUGGUGAUACCACCGAUGAACAAGAUACACCAGUUAAUGAUGACGAUGCUUCUGACGAUAUCACCGAUGGACAAGAUACAUCAGUUAAUGAUGACGAUGCUUCUGGUGAUACCACCGAUGGACAAGAUACACAAAUCGAUUGCCCAAAUAAAGAAAACAUACAUUUUGCUGUUCAAGUCGAUGGCAGCAAACUAAUAGUCAAGUUACCUCCAGAUAGCAAUAAUAGUCCUCCUAUCGUUAAGAUCAAAGGCAGCAAAGUUAUCAUUCAGUUGCCGACCGCUAGUCAAGGUAUCAGCCACCAGGUGAUAGGUAGUCAUGGUUUCAGCUACGAUAUGAGCGGUGAUCAAGGUAACAUGCACGACAACCACGAUAUGACGGAUCAAUAAGGCAACAACCACGAUAUGACCGAUCAAUAAGGCAACAACCACGAUAUGACGGAUCAAUAAGGCAACAACCACGAUAUGACCGAUCAAUAAGGCAACAACCACGAUAUGACCGAUCAAUAAGGCAACAACCACGAUAUGACCGAUCAAUAAGGCAACAACCACGAUAUGACCGAUCAAUAAGGCAACAACCACGAUAUGACCGAUCAAUAAGGCAGCAACCACGAUAUGACGGGUCAAUAAGGCAACAACCACAACCUGUGCACUUUAAAAGUUCGACACCAUGUACCUCAAAGACCUUGUCCACCUCCACUCCCCCACCCGUCCCCUCGCUCCUCUGCACCCGCCCCAAAAGGACCAAGUUCUGGACCUGGGGCGACGGCCUUUUGCCUUCCUUCUGCAACUAUCAAGACAAAUGCCAAAACUCACCUUUUAAUUAUUUUGUGUUGUUUUUUUAUUCCAUGCCGAGUUGUUUUCCGUUUUUGACGUGAAUGACUGAUAUUCCUGCACGCAUUGCUUUUUUGCUUUCUAUUACGGAGUGUAUCUUAAUAAAAUGGGUUGAUGUUAUUUAUAUCACUAUAUUUAUGGCUAUUUAAAUAAAAGUUUAUGAUUGCCAUUGCAGAA
Nerophis ophidion (straightnose pipefish) is the source of this 9052-nucleotide messenger RNA. RefSeq names its product mesocentin-like. Lineage: Eukaryota; Metazoa; Chordata; Actinopteri; Syngnathiformes; Syngnathidae. The coding region runs from base 125 to 8431 and encodes 2768 amino acids. The record is from RefSeq and is a predicted model, not a curated record. The transcript is spliced from 3 exons.